AUGGCAUCUUCCUCUAUGGAUGUUUCCCAUCAUCAUGAAAUACUGAUCAAUGAUGGAGAUGACACGGAACGGAUAGAAGGAAAACAAAAACAAACGUUUCUUCAAUUACUAUCAAAAGCCAUUCCAACAAAUUUCAUAUCACGAUGCUGGGGUAAUAUCGGUAGUACAGAAAUUUAUCCAGAAUUAUUCAGGCCUCUCAUCUACAAUGUCUAUGGAUGGAUGUAUUCGGUAAAUAUGGAAGAAAUUGAAAAACCUCUCGAAGAAUAUGCAAGUCUUCAAGACUUUUUCUCCCGAAAGUUAAAGCCUUCAGCAAGACCAUCAUUGAGUGUCCAACACAAGAGAAAGAUACUUCAAAAAUAUGAUUUGGAUGAAACCACAGAGUUGAAUGAAAUCGAACGAGAUUAUCUUCACGCUGAGAUGGUGAGUCCAGUUGACGGAACGGUAGCACGAUUUGGUACUCUCUGUGUGGAAUUGAAUGAAUUGGACGAAACAUAUGAACAUGUUUUCUUGCCACAAGUCAAAGGAGUUACUUAUUCCAUGCAAGAACUUUUACAAAAAGAAAAGAGAAACACACAGUCAAACACAGGUCAUUAUUUUGAUUAUUAUCAAAUUCCUACAUCAAAAAGCAGAGGCGGAUAUUGCAAACAAACAGAUGAAAUCGUUGUUGGGGAAGAUUUUACGGAGCCAGCCAUUGAUAACACAAGCUCACAAGAUGACAUUGCCUCAACUCCACAAAACACAAAACAGAAGAAGAAAUUGCACUACUGUGUAUUAUACUUGGCACCAGGAGAUUAUCACCGGUUUCAUAGUCCUUGUGACAUGACCAUUGAGUCACGAAAACAUAUUUAUGGAAAGCUGUAUCCAGUAAUGCCCUUAUAUCUUAAUAGGUAUCCUAACCUAUUUACUCAAAACGAAAGAGUUGUUUUGAAUGGUAAAUGGACAUAUGGAAAUAUGCAUUAUGUAAUUGUUGGAGCUUUAAACGUUGGAUCAUUUGUUGUGAAUUUUGAUAACUCUCUACGAACGAAUGUAAAACGGCCAAGAAAAAAGAAGGCACAGAAUGCUUCGACAGCCAUUCCUCAACGCUCAUCUGAAAAAGUAGACACUUGGGAUAAAAAGACGAAAGAAGAACAUAUCAAGGAUCCUGAACAAGGAGAAGAGAUUGUUGUUCUUUCUCGAAACUAUGUGCAAGGUGGGCUCUCUAUUGAAAAGGGAGAAGAAAUGGGAUACUUCAAGCUUGGAAGCACAAUUAUCCUUAUUUUUGAAAGCAACGAAGAUGAUAACCUUGCAUUCAAUAUUCAAAAAGGCCAAAAAGUUAAGUUAGGCGAUGUAAUACUUGUGAAGAAAAACAACAAUCAAUAG
Molecule: messenger RNA, 1359 nt
Organism: Naegleria fowleri
Lineage: Eukaryota; Heterolobosea; Eutetramitea; Acrasida; Naegleriidae
Exons: 2
Coding region: 1-1359 (452 amino acids)
Biological process (GO): phosphatidylethanolamine biosynthetic process
Cellular component (GO): mitochondrion
Molecular function (GO): phosphatidylserine decarboxylase activity
Source: RefSeq, a predicted model, not a curated record